CCCAGCAGCGCGUCAACACAUUGUUUCCGAGGAUCCAAGAGAAAAAGUCCAUUGUUGUUGCGAAGUUUCUAAUCUGGGGAUUUAAAGCACAUCACAUGCUCAGACUGAGCAGCGGGGCGCUCUACCACAACAGCAAACUACUGCAAAAAUCCAUGCUGCAGAGGGAACCAUUCAUCCCGAAAGGACCGAGAAAUACUUUUUAUUCGCACUGAAAUGCCAGCGCACUUUUGGGGAGUUUAGGACGCCGGAGAAGUGUAUUUAAAGUAGUCCGAAACUUUAUUCUCUGGAAAAAGCGCCUGCAUUUGAGGAUAAAAGAUGACGCUCCAGUACGGCCAGCGGUCCCUCAUAGUUCUUUCUCUACUGGGGAUUUUAUCGGCCAUCAUGUCUGUUUUAUCGGUCAUUUUGAUUUUCCAGCUUCAGUCUCAACAGGCGGCAGUGACGGAGUCUACCCCGUCCGCCUCCUGGUUGAUCCCUGCUCCUAUCUGGGCCGUCCUGCUGCCGGUGUCCACGGUGCUCUCCGCCCUGUCCCUCACCCUCCAUCUGAGCUCGGUGGUGGUGUGUCUCCUCCACAGCUACUUUUCAACAGAGGUCUGCAGAGGAGAGCAGGACACUGAGAGAGCAGACUGGUUCCUUUUGGAUAGCAGAGGUGUGCGACACGUGGCUAUCGGACUCUUCUGCCUGGGGGUUUCUGUCUACUUGGCAGCUAUGUCCAUCUUUAUGCUCCUCAUAUUUCAAGUGGAGACAGGCAUUGCGAGUGCUUGCGUUCUCUCAUCGGGGAUCCUAAUCCUGCUGGUCGUUGUGAUCCACUCUCUGGUGAAAGCUUCUCAGAGUGCCAAACACUAUCACAGCGACCACCUCGGCACCCUCUACCAGAACGACCACAGAAGCAACAUUGCACCCGUCUCCCGACCCUGCGAGCUUAAAAUUGGUGUGGAUAAACCGAGGAUGCAACGCAGUCAGUCUCACCUCCAGCAUCAGAUCGCCUACCCUCAAUGUGGCAACCCAAGGCAGCAACAGUACCAGCAGGAGCAUCAGUACUCCCCUGCUGGGGGCUCCCAGGGCCACGCUAGUGAUAAAGACGGCUACAGCAGCAGUAGCAAUUGUCCCCGAAUGCACAGGACCCUGUCUACUGAGUCAGGUCUACUUCAGGCCCAGGCUAAACCCUGGAAUGGGGUCAACAAUGAGAUGAGGAGUGUCCUUGCACGCAAGUCAGGGAUCACCGCAAAAGACUCUACUCUUGUUUGAAACAAAGGAAGCUGAGCUUGUGGUUAAAGACACUGAUGACCUUUAAGCAUCAAAAGGGGACUGCUAGCAAGAGUGUGAGUAACCCCUCGAUUCCACCGGGUCCGGCUGCGCCGCGGUUUUGGUCCGGCCUCCUCCGGCGUCAUACCCUACCGGUCGCGUUU
Notothenia coriiceps (black rockcod) is the source of this 1406-nucleotide messenger RNA. It is a transcript of the gene tmem221, whose product is annotated as transmembrane protein 221. Lineage: Eukaryota; Metazoa; Chordata; Actinopteri; Perciformes; Nototheniidae. The coding region runs from base 316 to 1245 and encodes 309 amino acids. The record is from RefSeq and is a predicted model, not a curated record. The transcript has 3 exons.